GUCUCAGUUUGACCCCCAGCGGAAGUAAAACAAAACGUCUCCAGCAGCAGCCUGUGUUUUGUUGUCGUUUCUCAGCUGAUAUUUCAGUAACAAUGUCUUCAGUUCAGCAUCUGAGGGAUUUUAUCAGACAGAGACUAACUGCUGCUGCGGAAGAAAUCUUCACCGAGGUUGAAAAAACCAUCAUCCGCUACGAGGAGGACAUUAAACUGCUGGAAACCUGCUGGAAACCUCGGAUAAAACUCACCAGAAUCGACGUCCCAAAGCAACAUGAAGAUGAGGAAGAGGAGGUUCUCACUGACAGCCAGCUCUGUAACCAGGUGAUGAGUUUGAAUAAGAAGCAGGAACAAUCAGAGGCUCCACAAGACACAGAGGAUCUGGAACAUCAGCUGCUGAAGGAGGAACCAGAAGCUUCAUUAGUUAAAGAGGAACAGCAGGAAGUCUGCUGCAGUCAGGAGGGACAGAGUCUUGAUUUCACUCACAUUAUGACUCUGCAACAAAUUGAUUUCAGUGAAGAAGAACCAAAAUUUGAGCAUCUCAACUCUAACAAUGUUUCUGCUCUGGAGAACCAAGAUGAAGCAGGAAGUGACAGUCCUGCGUUUGGGUCUCAGUGCAGAACGGUUCCAAAUGAAUCCUGUCAAUGUCAUGUCUGUGGGAAAACCUUUCAUUGUAAGUAUAACGUGUUGCGACAUCUCAGAGUCCACUCAGGCGAGAAGCCAUUCUCCUGUAAGAUCUGUGGGAAAGUCUUCACACAAAACUCUCACGUUAAAGAGCACAUGAAAAGGCACACAGGUGACAGGCCCUUUUCCUGUGAAACCUGUGGGAAAAGUUUUCCUAGACGUUUUAAUUUAAAGAUUCACAGAAAAACACACACACGCAGCAAGUUUAUUCCAUGUGAAACCUGUGGGAAAAGCUUUCGGGAGAAAUGCUACAAUAGGUUCCACAAGCAGACCCACACAUGUGAGCAGCCAUAUUCAUGUCUAAAAUGUAAUGAAAGCUUCAGCAGUGUGAGUGAACUGAACUGUCACCAGAGAGUCCACAGAGCUCUGAGAGAUAUCCAAUGAAUGAGCAACACGUGGGAAAAACGUCGGUUGAAGGAGAAUCCAGCUGGUUGGAUGAGAGCGGACUUUGACUGGACCAUGAUGGCCGGUUUCCCUGUGGUUGAUGUUCUGAUGAAACACUGUUGAUUGGUACAUGGAGGAUGAAAACAUUUGAGUUUACAACAGCUUUCAGAGACUCUGAUGAAUGGAUCUUUUCUCCUGAACACUGAUGGAAGGUUAAACCCCUAAACCCUCACCUGGACGCCCGCGUGCCGUUUUCCAUUGUACUUUCUGCGGCUGCCGGAGUUUAAACUGCCGGUGUCCAUUAUGACGCCUUUAUAGUGCAGCUUACUGCCCCCCCCUUUGAUUGACACCGCGUUAAACCACCGCGUUAACUUUUAGCCGUUUGCUGCUAUAGUCAGAGUGAGGUGGGUAGAGCAAGAAUGGGGGCCGAGGGAAUGAUGGUGCAGGAGGACCAGGGGGGGUUCGAAGAAGGAGAGAUGGUGGGGGGGUGGCAGACUAGAGUAUCGUUAGAGUGCAAGGAAGGGGGGCGGGUAACAUACUGCAAGAACGGCCUAUAAUUCUAAUAUAAUUAUGUAAUUAUUUCUAUAAUUCUAGGUCAUUUCCUCUGUCAGUGACGAUGUCUCUACCAGAGGAUUCCUCUCAUUAUCUUUCAUUAGAGCCUCACUGAUGACUGAAUGUUGAAGCACUGAGGAGUUACAGUCAUUUACAGUCCAAAUGGGUCAUCUGGAGACUCUGAAUGGAGUCAACAUCUGUACAUCCUCAACAGUAAACAUGUCCAAAACAACAUUUAUUUUUUGUGCUGUUUUGAUCAGUCUUGAAAUCCACGAGCAGAAUACUUUAUUCUACAGAUUUAUUGUAAAAAUAGAACAUUUAACUUGUCAUCUUUAUAAAGAGACCAAGUUUUGGCAUCUGCUCUAAACGGUUCAAGAACAGCAGCUGAUUUAAUUUGGGUUUACCUUUUCAGUUGUUUUGGUGAUUUUCUUACCCCAUGUAAGAAUUGUUCUGUAUAAAUAAAGUUGCCUUGCUUGUU
This is a messenger RNA of Gambusia affinis (western mosquitofish), 2091 nucleotides long. Its product is annotated as zinc finger and SCAN domain-containing protein 2-like. The record is from RefSeq and is a predicted model, not a curated record. NCBI's taxonomy places the organism in Eukaryota, Metazoa, Chordata, Actinopteri, Cyprinodontiformes, Poeciliidae. Gene Ontology annotation, biological process: regulation of transcription by RNA polymerase II. The transcript has 2 exons. Gene Ontology annotation, cellular component: nucleus. The coding region runs from base 93 to 1061 and encodes 322 amino acids. Gene Ontology annotation, molecular function: RNA polymerase II cis-regulatory region sequence-specific DNA binding; DNA-binding transcription factor activity.